UGUAAGCGAUGGAAGUGGAGCCGACUCGGCCGGCAGUGAAGAAGAAGCUGUGGAACGUGUUGCGAGCGGUUGUGUUCAUGUUGAGGAAAGGCGUACGGACAUUCGAUCUUCACUUGAUACUAAAACGAAGCAAAAUCGCAGGUAAAGCGAUUGGAAAUCUGAUCGAAUUUCAUCACGGAUCUGCUUUCAGUUGCCAAACGAUUGAUAUCGCCAAUUCCUACAUCUCAACUCGCGAUUACGAAUUCAGUUGCAGUAACAGUCCUGCAGCAUAUCCGUUCCGUUACUUCAACAAACUCCGAAAGCACCGAAACCACCAAUAUUUCCCCAAAUCUUACCGCCACGACGAUUUCUCCACCGUCGCCGCCGUCACGAGAGUUCUGGAUAUGCUCCAAACCGAUCAGAACUCCGAGAAGUCGCCAUUAGUGCCGCUGCCUGGAUUCGGAAAGAGUCCGCUAGUUGUACGGCAGUUGCGCGUUACGGAUUCGCCGUUUUCUUUGAAGGACGACGGCGAUAGUCAGUUCGUCGAUAAAGCCGCCGAGGAAUUCAUCAAGAAGUUCUACAAGGAUCUAAGGCUAGAGCGAAGUUUUGCAGCUUGUGAAUCGCCGUACCGGAAUACGCUUUGCCGAUGAAAACAAACAAACGAACGAACGAACUUUAACUUUUUCAGAUCGGCGAUGUUUACAGUUACACAUCGUCAUAAAUGAACGUCGAAUCACUGUGUUUAAUGGCUUUAAGAGACGUGAUUCAUUCUCAACCAUAUCAGUUUGAAAGCUCCAACAGUUCAAAUCUUUAAGUUUCGAUAAUUACUU
Cucurbita pepo subsp. pepo (vegetable marrow) is the source of this 809-nucleotide messenger RNA. RefSeq lists its product as uncharacterized. The record is from RefSeq and is a predicted model, not a curated record. Lineage: Eukaryota; Viridiplantae; Streptophyta; Magnoliopsida; Cucurbitales; Cucurbitaceae.